Messenger RNA from Ilex paraguariensis (yerba mate), 174 nucleotides. The record is from the annotation of a GenBank genome assembly. NCBI's taxonomy places the organism in Eukaryota, Viridiplantae, Streptophyta, Magnoliopsida, Aquifoliales, Aquifoliaceae.
AUGAACCGGUUCUUGGACCGUGAUGGAUCUUUCAGGACUGAGUCUCAGGUCAUCUCUCCCAAUCGUCCUCGCACGCUGCAACCGUCGUUCGGCGUUUGCCCUACAUCGUCUCGGUCGUCUCCGUCAGGUAAAUUCUCUCACCUCUCACUUCACAGUCUCACCUCGUCUCUCUAA